This is a messenger RNA of Blastocystis hominis, 135 nucleotides long. RefSeq lists its product as hypothetical. Lineage: Eukaryota; Bigyra; Opalinata; Blastocystidae. The transcript has a single exon. Bases 1 to 135 code for a protein of 44 amino acids. The record is from RefSeq and is a predicted model, not a curated record.
AUGAAAUAUGUAUACUUGUAUUAUGAAAAAAAGGAUGUAGAGUGUUUGUCAUCUAAUGAAGCGAUUUUGGACAAAGAGUCGGUUAAGCAUGUAAGAGCGAUACACUUGGUACUAUACAAUCCAGAACAAAACUAA